GUUACGCGCAUCGAGGCGCUUUCUUCAUACGGCGAUGGCUGCGUCGGGGGCGGCGCUCAACUAUCCUUAUAGACCGAUCCACAAGCAGCAGCAAUCUCCACAGCCAUCGCCGCCGCCGCCAUUGCGUCGCGGAAAUCAUGCCAUGCCGAGAGCGUCGAGCUACGAAAGUAUUGUGCAGAAGCAGCCGCCGCGGCCGCCAGUGACGCAGCCGUUCCACGCCCUGACGCGUGAGGAGAUGGGGUGGGAGUCGCUGAAUCAACCCGACGCGUUGCGACCCAACGUGCUCAAGACCAAGGCGCCAAAACCUAGCUUCAAGCUCAACAAGACCCAAAAACGAGAGUGCGGAUGGAAUACUUCGUUUCCAGCCGAGUACGGGCUCGUCAGCCUCGCUUCCGACUUCAAGACAACGCUGUCGUACACGCAGCUCAAGCAAAAGGAACUCCAGCAACAAAAGCAGCUCCUGCGCGCGAGUGCGAGUCAAGUCGCCGAUGCAGACGUGUGGCGCAACCACCACGACUCGACGCUGCAUCACCUGCAGCACACGUUCAACUGCCACCAGCCGCAGCCGGUUUCGGACCCCCAAGACGAGAUUCGAAUCAUAAAGGCCAUCUUGAUUCGGGAAGGACUGGUCACGCGGCUGAAAGGCACCACGCAGAAGCUGCGCAUCGGCGACCACUCGUCCCUCCACCACGGACCCGAGGGCAGCUCUGUCUUGACACUUCUUUUGCUCACGCGCGAGGCGUCGUUGGCAGUGAUCGAGGCCAUCGUGCGGUGGUACCAGACGCUGGCCGUGCCUCGUCCGUACAUUUGGAAUGGCCGGAGCUACGUCCAUCGGAUGCUGGACGAUUUGAAUUUUCUCGGCCAUGUCGACGUGAUGGCGGAAGCGCUGGGCGUCGCCCCUCGCUCGAUGGUCCGCAAUCCAUUCAUGAUGCCAACGUCGAUUGCCGACCGCGAUCUCGAGUCGUUCCGGUGCAUGGUGCACCCGCCCCCGGUGGCGUUGCCAUCCACCACGCUUCCGGUACCCACCAUCCCCGACAGCGCAUUUUCACUUUCGUCAAAGGCCAUUCCGGCCACCGAUUCCGCGAAUCAUGCCACACCGAAACAACCAGCGCCGGCCAUUGCGGUCGCUGACGCCGAUGCGUUUUUGAUUUGGUGCUGUAUCCAUCUCGAAGACGUCCCUGCCGUGAAAGCCCCUGGACCGUCGAAUCAAACGACUGCGGCGCAGACGACAGCGCCGUCGACGCACCAACACGUCCUAGAAUGGCAACAGCGGGCGGAAAUGCAGCUCAAGCUUCUCAGCAUGCCGAUGGAGUCCUCGACCGGAGUCCACGUCAUGGAUUCAUCGCCUCUAAUGAAGCGCAAGGGGCACUUGCCCGCGUUGAGCGCCGCGCCACCGGAGACUCUCCACGAAUUGAUUCAUCAUGUGCAUGGGCCAGCCAACUGCGAGUCAUCGAAACGCGCGGGUUCGUACAUAUGGCCUCCACGACCGCAACGUGUCCCUCGACGGGAUGCUCUUUUUGUUUCCCACGGCGGUGACGCGAAUCCUAUCACGACAGGCUCGCGACUACCCAUCGCCGUGACCACAAAUGCCAAGUACGCCAACGUCAAGCCGCGCGUAAGCGCCGUGCCGAAGCCUCAUCAAGUGAAAACCCCACCAAAGCCAGCAACAAAGCCUGCCAAGCGGCUCCCGGUCAAGCGCAACGCGCACGGGCAGCAGCAGCCUACCAUUCUGACAGUGCAAAGCAUGAGUGUGUCGCAUGUCGAGUUGGAAGCGCUGAGUGCGAUCGAGACGCCGCCACAAGUCGUCGCCCUCAUCGCGGCCACGGUACUUAUCUUGCUGACGCCGGGGGAUUUGGUGCCGAAAGAUGUGAGCUGGAACACGUCUCGCACGAUCCUGUCAAACGGGCGCGAGUUCCUGCGCACGCUGCACGCCAUGUCGACGGGACCGCCGGUCGCCGACUUUAAAUUGCGGGCGCUGACGCCGUUCCUCGCCAACGACAAGUUUCGCCCGCAGUACCUCGCGCCCAUCUCGAAACCCGCCGCUGUGCUAUGUGCAUGGGUCCUCGGCAUGGUACAUCCCGACUCGACACGUUGCACGCUGCAUGACCCGGCCAUGGCCGACGAGCGCGAUCGAUCCGAUCUCGCGGCGUCCUUGGAUGAAGACACAUUGGCGCCGUCCUCAUCUGCUGCUCCUGCUCGUAUCGAGCCCGAAGUCCUUGUCGUUCACGCAUCGACCGACGGAAUCGACGAGCGCAUUCUGUACAGCGGCACGUGGACGUACCGCGGCCUCAAGUACUUCGUCACGUUUUUCCUGGCCGCACCGACCACCCUCCGCUUGAAACUAUUCGAGCCGCAGAGCGCCAUCGAGACGCAAGCCACGAUGACGGCCGGCGAAAUCCAUCAGCUCUUUGGCGACACGGCGACCCAAUAUGUUCAAGGUCCGUCCCUCGCCACCCGCACGACAACUGACGUGCCAGUAGCUUCUGCAUGGAUUGAGCUGUGCCAACUCAUUCUGAACCAGUUGGACCACGUCAUGGCUCCGCAUGAAAUGGAUGGCACUCGGUGUGCCGAUGACGAGGCUGAAUUGUGGGACGCUCUGUCGACUCCUCGGGACGCGUCGCCACUUCGUCCGACGCCCGAGGACGUUCACGGCGCAGCGGUCACGAUUCAAUGUGCCACAAGACAAAAACAAUCGAGGGAGCGCGUGCGCAGGAUGCGGGCGAGUCGAAAAGCUCCACCAUACCGACAAAAGGCGCCGACGCUCUUCAUGACUGGGGCACAACUGCAUAAACUGGAAACUCAACCAAGCAUGACACAAAAACCCAGUCCACCACUUCCCAGUCCAAAGACCCGGACGCAUUCGCUCCAGCACCAUCGAUCGCUGGUCGACAUGCAAGCAAACUACGGCGUCGACGUCGAGCCCGAGUGGAAAGAGAUCGAAGCGCAUGCCGUGCACGGCAUCAAGUCUGCGUCGCGCCGGCGGCUCUCGAACGUCCAAGUGCAUGAUUUGGAAAAGUUACUCCACAGCACAGCCAGCGCUUCGAAUUUAAAGCACGUGGCGCAUCCAAAGCAACAGCACGACGACGCGGCGCUGCACAUUCAAUGCGCCGUGAGGCAGCGCUUGGCUCGACGCAAGGUGCACCACACUCGAUUGGCAACACAGCAAAACGCGGCGGCGGUGCGCAUUCAGUGCGCGGCUCGACAACGAUUCGCCCGCGACAACGUCCGCCGCCUACAGUCGGAGCCAUCCAACCAAGCCGUGACGAUAAGUCAGGACGGCGCCGCGGAUCAUAUUUCAUGCAUGGCACGUCCGCGAAAAGCAUCCCACGUAGUCCAGCACCGGCAGGACGACAUGCAGCAACUCCACGAAGAGCCAUGGCCCCAGGCAUUGAAGCCAGACGAUGCAGCCGUGCGAAUUCAGUGCAUGGCGCGAAAGCGCCGCGCCCAAAAGACUGUUCGCGAACGUCGACAGAGACGCCGUCGUCCCCACCAACGACACACACAGCCCGAGGCGGCUGCGGUGCGAAUUCAGUGCAUGGCACGGCGGUAUACGGCGACGAAAGUCGUCCAGGCACGCCGAGAAACUCAAAGCCAACGAAUAAUGUCGAUUCAGCAACACAACGCGGCACUGCACAUCCAAUGCAUGACGCGGCAGACGCUGGCUCGGAAAAAAGUGAACUUGCGACGUGUUCAAGCGAAUGGCGGUGCCAACGAGUACGUCGAGGCGAUGGAAGCUGUCGUCGACGACAUGUUGGGUCCGUCGAGCGGUCGAAGCGCCACGACCGUGCAAGAGGAGCCAGCGUCGCCUCGAUUCGUUCAACGGCAGGUUGCUAGGGACGCAAGGGCGGCGGCUUCCUCCUUUGAGCCUGCCAUGGAAGCGCAUACCACGUCUCAAGAUAUGGGAAAUGUCAGGACGAGGGCCAGCUCGAACGAAGAGGUUCCGUCAACUCAUGCAGCUCCAAUGGCGCCUUUGACCGAAGUUGUCGGAAUUCUGCCACUGAACGACCCCAAGCCGGCUGUCCACGGCGAGCCACACGUUUUCAGUGGGGCAUUCCAGCCUUCCCUUGAUGAACAAACGAGUGCUUCCUUUCCUCGUGGCGCCAGGGACAAGCCAUCGAAUGGUCUUGCAGCGCCGGCUAUCGGAGAAGUGGACAAUAUGCCCACGGACAUCCGGCACGACUCAAAAGAUGCAGCGUCCACAUCAGAGGUCACGCCGCCCUCCAUUGAAUUUCCCGCGCCAAACGAUUUGGAGCCGAGCACUGCUACCUCUGCGCACGUGCGACUUGUGGGUGCUGUCCAUGAAGUCGACGAUGCGAAUGUUUGGAUCCUCGACGGCGCACCCUCUCCACUGUUGCGAGCGGAAGCGGUCACAAGCAAGCCCGACACGGAGUUCGGCCGUGAAAUAAAUGGCAUCGGCGCCGACGACAUUGCGACGACGCCUGCGAUCGAAGCACCGACCGGGUCUAUUUGCGCCAUCGAUCCAACAUCCACCAAAGCAAAGGUGGUCGACGGCGCGCUGACGGCAAUCCCCGAACGCGCGGCGCCAGAUCCAUCGGCUACCGGCGUACCAACCACCGUGCUUUCAAAGUCCACGGACAUCACGUUCGACAUGGCAUCCAUUGUGGACGUCCACGCGGCACGGAACGACCUGCGCUGCUUGGAUAUCUCGAUUGCAUCAAAGUCAGAUCCGGAGGAACUUUCGCCUUUACAGGCACAACGUGCCGCGCCCAUGCAAGCCAGCUUGGAACCGAUCCACCAUGAGGCCGCUGCCUUGGACGACGGGCAAUGUGUCAACAGUCGCAGCCACAGAUCCGACGAACCCAUGGCAGAAAACAUUGGCGGUGCCGGUCGCGCGCAAGAUAGACCCGUGGAACCAACCACCGUUCCGCCUUUGCACGGCGUUGAAGCAAUCGUUUUCCCAGUGCGAGUUGGCUCCAUCGUCCACGCUUCCCCAUCGACUGACGAGAGCCCGAUCACUCCACCCGAUCCUACCUACGCCAACGAGUUUGACGACGGGUUUGUGCUGAACAGCGGCCGAUCGAGUGAGCCAGACCCCACAGUGCACGUGCCCGUGGUUCCAACCCCGGACGCGGCCGUGGCGUUGCAGCACCAGUUCAACGCGUCGAGGCCGGAGACUUCCGCCAUGUACUUGGAAGACGAGUUUGAGGACGAGUAA
Aphanomyces invadans is the source of this 5176-nucleotide messenger RNA. RefSeq lists its product as hypothetical. Lineage: Eukaryota; Oomycota; Saprolegniomycetes; Saprolegniales; Verrucalvaceae. Gene Ontology annotation, molecular function: protein binding. The transcript has 18 exons. Bases 35 to 5176 code for a protein of 1713 amino acids. The record is from RefSeq and is a predicted model, not a curated record.